Opisthorchis viverrini is the source of this 3631-nucleotide messenger RNA. RefSeq lists its product as hypothetical. NCBI's taxonomy places the organism in Eukaryota, Metazoa, Platyhelminthes, Trematoda, Opisthorchiida, Opisthorchiidae. Gene Ontology annotation, molecular function: DNA binding; ribonucleoside binding; DNA-directed RNA polymerase activity. The record is from RefSeq and is a predicted model, not a curated record. Bases 145 to 3597 code for a protein of 1150 amino acids. Gene Ontology annotation, biological process: DNA-templated transcription. The transcript is spliced from 14 exons. Gene Ontology annotation, cellular component: RNA polymerase III complex.
CACUGGAUGAUGUUUUCUUAGUUGCUUUGGUUCCAAAAGCUUUCAACGAGCUUUCAACCCCAAUACAGCCUUAACUCCAAGAGUUUUCGAAGUUGUGGGCUGCCAGUAUAUUCUUAUAUACUGAUUGUCAAGGCUAACAACCUCAUGCUACUUUCCGACGACAACCGAUUCAAUGGAAUGGAUUCAGCCCCUGUCACCCUGCACAACAAGCACGCAUUAGUUCCAUCUUUCCUAGCCUCCAAGGGCUUGGUGAAACUUCACAUCGAUUCGUACAACCAUUUUAUAGAAACAGAAAUUAAGAAUAUUGUUCGAGCGAACAAUCGUGUCAGUGUUCCUGAAGCCAACUGGUGGCUCGAAUACAACGACGUAUACGUGCGAUCACCGACCGUCAAUGAUGGGGGUGUUGUCGCAAGUCGAGUGACACCGCAUGACUGCCGACUACGGGACCUCACAUACGCCGGAGAAAUUUUAGUUGAUGUAACGUUUAUGCGCCAGAACGAGAUUGUUUCCAAAAAAGGGGUUCUGAUUGGCCGGAUGCCUGUGAUGCUGAAAAGCUCGGUUUGUAUUCUCAAUGGCAAAACGCCAUCUGAACUUAUGCGUUUGAAAGAAUGUCCGCUGGAUCCCGGAGGGUAUUUCAUCAUAGGUGGUACGGAGAAGGUGAUUCUCAUGCAAGAACAAAUGUCAAAAAAUCGUUUGAUCGUCGAAGAGGACAGCAAACGUGGUCUUGUGUGUUCUGUCACCUCGUCUUCGGCUCAAACCAAAUCGAAAACGAAUAUCAUCAUGAAAGACGACAAAUUCUUUUUGGCACAUAAUUCGUUUACGGUUGAUGUUCCCGUGGCUAUACUUUUCAAAGCGAUGGGGAUCACGUCUGACCAGGAAAUUCUGCACUAUAUUGGCACUGAAGAGUCCAUAUGGGCCAAUUUCGUACCCAGUUUGAAGCAGUGUCUGGAGAGCAGUGUGCACACUAGACUGGAUGCUUGUCGAUGGUUACAGUCUCGUUUGCAGCAGCGACGCUUUCGUCCAGGGCUUACCUCGGGAAAGCCCACCAGACCGGAUGGUCCUGUAUCGGAAGAAGAUGUGGUACUUGAGAUGCAACGUUUCAUUCGUGACAUAAUCAUUACGCAUGUGGAAAUGGAGAAAUUCAACUUCGCACCUAGGGCACUAUUUCUCGGACAGAUGGUUCGGUAUUUGAUUUUGGCUAACGAACAUCAAAUCCCGCCAGAUGACCGGGACUUUUAUGGCAACAAACGCAUCGAGUUGGCUGGUAGCUUACUCGCACUUCUAUUUGAAGACGUAUUCAAAACGUUUAACGAGGAUAUGUGGUUGACAGUGUCUAAGAUUGAUACGAAACGUCGCUGCACACCAUUUGAUAUCUCUCGUCACAUAAAAACUUGGAUGAUCACAGAACAGCUCAAUCGUGCAAUAUCCUCUGGCAACUGGAUCAUCAAACGUUUUCGGAUGAUGCGACAUGGUGUUACCCAAAUAGUCAGCCGCUUGUCUUAUGUGGCUGCUUUGGGGCACAUGACGCGAUUGACCAGCACAUUCGAGAAGACGCGUAAGGUUUCCGGCCCCCGUUCAAUUCACGCGAGCCAAUGGGGAUUUGUGUGUCCGUCAGAUACUCCUGAAGGUGAAGCAUGCGGUCUGGUGAAAAAUGUCGCUCUAAUGUGUCAUGUCACCGUGGAGAUGGACGAUACUGAACUUAUUCGCUUGCUUAGCAGCUAUUACGUGAUGCCCCUUCACCAGUUUCUGUAUGGGAGGACAGAAUUUAUUAUAUAUGUGAAUGGAAAGCCCAUAGGAUUUACAGAACAACCUGGCAAGCUGGCGGCUCUGAUACGUGGUUUGCGUCGUUCCGGACGAAUAGACUGCUUCGUGUCGGUUCACAUCAAACAAGCGCACCGUUGCGUUCAUGUGGUCAGUGAUGGAGGUCGUCUAUGUAGACCUUAUAUCGUCGUGGCUAACAAUCGUCCACUCGUUACGCAAGCCAUGUUGGAAGAUUUGGUGCAUAACGUCUUGAGCUGGGAUGACUUUCUAAAAAAGGGCGUUAUCGAGUAUCUGGAUGCCAACGAACUGAAUGACUGCCUUGUUGCCAUGGACGAGUCCUACCUAAGCGAUGGUAACAAGUACACACACAUGGAAAUCGAUCCUGCAACGAUUUUGGGCGUUGUGGCCGGGCUUAUUCCCUACCCAGACCAUAAUCAAUCUCCUCGAAACACCUACCAAUGCGCUAUGGGUAAACAAGCCAUCGGAACGGUAGCGUUGAACCAACAAAUUCGCUUCGACACACUGCAGUAUCAGAUGGUCUAUCCACAAAAGCCGCUGGUACAGUCGAAGACAAUUCAAAUGAUGCACUUUGAUGAGCUACCAGCUGGACAGAAUGCGAUUGUGGCCAUUAUGUCCUACUCAGGAUAUGAUGUUGAAGAUGCACUCAUUGUUAACCGGGCUUCUCUGGACCGUGGCUUUGCUCGUGCUUGUGUCUACCGACGUGCCGGAGUGCACUUAAAGAUGCAUGAGAAUGCCGUUUACGACCGUCUGAUGGGGCCCAGUGUCGACCGAGGUCUGCCACGACGGGGCGAUGAACUUCUACAAGCGGACGGCACAGCCUUUGUUGGUGCACGCGCAUCCGACCGCCAGAUUUUGAUAAAUAAGGAAAUGCCUGUGGUCAAAGUAAAUGCUGCACAGGACAACGCCGGUCAGCUCGGUCUGCACGGUGGGACUCAUGAAUCAAUGACGGAAUUUCGACGCUGUCCAGCUGAUUACAAAGGAAUCGAACCAUCCUAUGUGGAGAAGGUUAUGUUUUCGACGUCCGAAGGAAACCAGGCAGUGGUCAAAGUCCUCCUCCGGCAGACACGCCGCCCGGAGAUUGGUGAUAAAUUUUCUAGUCGCCACGGACAGAAGGGCGUUGUAGGUCUGAUUGUCCGGCAGGAGGAUAUGCCUUUCUCAAUGCAUGGUCUUGUUCCCGAUGUGAUAAUGAACCCUCACGGAUUUCCGAGUCGCAUGACGGUCGGUAAGCUUCUGGAGCUUCUCGGCAGUAAGGCCGGUGCAAUUGAGGGACGUAUUCGUGAUGGGUCGGCGUUUUCCGGAGAUUCCGCGGAGUCCCUAUCUCGCGUACUAAUCGAACAUGGUCAUCACUAUCUAGGGAAAGAGGUACUGUAUUCUGGUGUCACCGGUGCCCCGUUGGAGGCCUAUAUUUACUUUGGUCCAGUGUACUACCAGCGACUGAAGCACAUGGUUAUGGACAAGGUGCAUGCUAGAUCCCGUGGUCCAGUGACUGCCCUUACUCGCCAGCCAACCGAAGGCCGAAGCCGUGAAGGUGGUUUGCGAAUUGGUGAGAUGGAACGUGACUGCUUCAUCGCCUAUGGAACUUCCCAACUCCUUGUCGAACGUCUGCUAACCUCCAGUGAUGUGUACGACGCCUGUGUUUGUGAGAAAUGUGGACUACUAGCCACCUCGCGUGUUUGGUGCCAGUAUUGUCGAAGCAGCCGGCAAGUCGUGACGGUUCGCAUGCCAUAUGCCUGUAAAUUACUCUUUCAAGAAUUGAUGUGCAUGCGAAUCUUGCCACGCUUGUCUCUAGGUCACACCUACCGAGAUCGGCAUUGAUCGUGAUGUAUCUCUGUAUAUUUGAAUACCACCU